CUAGAAGUAGCUACUUAAAUAGCACCAACUCCCGCUUAGUUACGGCUUUUAUAACACAUUCAGUAAAUCCCAGACAACGUCUGUUGACUACAUACUCACUCACUCACUCAUCAUCACUCUAUCUCGGUUCUUUUUAUCCUAGUGUAGGCAGCUAGAGAAACGACCCUGCCAAAACACCCACUUACACGGCGAGACUUGCGGCACCGCAUACCCACGGUCUAAUAAGUUAGAUAUUCUGUUCUUAUACUGUUUACAAAUCUGCAUCAUCAAGGACCCAUUGCCUAGCGUUUCCGUGGUACUGUACGACGGGUUUUCUAGUCACGUGAAAUUACGAGAUACGCCAUGAUCGGACUUGGUCUGGGGCGUAGGGGGGCGGAACAGCGUUUGUUGGUGAAGUUGGGACGAGUCACUUGCAAGAGACUGGCCAGUACAGUGACUCAAGAAGGACCGAAGGAGCGCAUCGUCGUUCUAGGCUCGGGCUGGGCUGGAUACGCUCUGGCAAAAACAAUAUCUCCCUCUCAAGCCUCUCGGAUUCUCAUCUCACCUCGCUCUCACUUCGUCUUCACUCCCCUUAUCGCCUCAACCGCUGUUGGUACUCUCGAGUUCCGUGCUGCUGUUGAACCCUGUCGUAAACUCGGUCUUACAGAGUUCCACCAGGCUUGGGCUUCUGAUAUUGACUUUGUCAACAAGAACAUUACCGUUGAAGCUAACCAGCGUGAUGGAGUCACAGCCCGCUCGGGCAAGGAUCUGUUGAAGGGCCUCGAAUUCCAGGUCCCGUAUGAUAAGCUUGUAGUGGCUGUCGGGUGCUACAGUCAGACUUUUGGUGUUGUGGGUGUCAAGGAGCAUGCAUGUUUUCUGAGAGAUGCCACAGAUGCUCGAACAGUGCGUCUAAAAGUGCUGCAGAAGUUCGAGCAGGCUUCUCUGCCUAGUACGAGCGCGGCUCAGAGGAAGCGACUACUUCAUUUUGCUGUUGUAGGUGGCGGCCCUACAGGUAUCGAAUACGCGGCUGAGCUUCACGAUCUUAUACACGAAGACUUAUCCAAGCUGUAUCCCGAACUGAUGCCUCACGUUGCCAUCACCAUCUACGACAUUGCACCAAAGGUUCUCCCUAUGUUUGAUCGCAAUCUGGCCGCAUACGCCACAAACAUCUUCAGCCGUGCAGGCAUUAAAGUCAAGACCGAGCAUCACCUUGAGGGCAUUCGACGAGACGACGAUGUUCUCCUGAUGCGUAUCAAGGAGGAACCUCAAGAAGUCGCAGCAGGCGUUGUCGUCUGGAGCACGGGUCUCAUGCAGAACCCUCUGGUAGGCAACUUAGUUGGGCGAGAGGUGGAGGGAAUGGGAAAGAUCGCAAAGAACUGCAAAACAGGCGGCUUCGCUGUUGAUUCUCACCUUCGUGUCCAGGUCGAAGCCCAAGACUCCAACGGCAAACAAAUCACAAAGACACUCCCGGACGUCUACGCAAUUGGUGACUGCGCCAAUAUCCAAGGCGAAUCACUUCCUGCCACUGCACAAGUUGCAAGUCAACAGGCUACAUAUCUCGGCAAGAGAUUCAACGCUGGGACGUCCUCUCAGGGGCCUCCAACUGCUCCCUUUCACUUCCGCAACUGGGGUACAAUGGCGUACCUUGGGGGUUGGAGGGCCAUUCAUCAGAAGGGUACUGAUGAGCUCAAAGGUCGAGCCGCGUGGAUUCUGUGGCGGACGGCGUAUUUGACCAAGAGUAUGAGUCUAAAGAAUAAGCUCAUGAUUCCGUUCUACUGGUUGGUUACAUGGAUUUUUGGUCGAGAUAUCUCGAGGUUCUAGGGUGGUAGGUCGAUCAUUGGAAGAAUCCAUUGGUUGGAUAGGUAGUUGAGAUAAUUCCCUUCCCAACAAUAAAAGUAAAGGCUUCAGGUUGCUCUGCUCAACAUCCCAAGCAGAUGCAUUGUUUUCACUAGUCAAUUGUUGGAAAACCUUGGAGCCAUAGGAGUAAUUCGAGAAAAUACCAAUUCUAGUAACCUUAUUACCUUAUCAAUAACUUAUAUGAGUUAGUAGGUACGCAGGUUAGUACGAAGC
Molecule: messenger RNA, 2049 nt
Organism: Fusarium verticillioides 7600
Lineage: Eukaryota; Fungi; Ascomycota; Sordariomycetes; Hypocreales; Nectriaceae
Product: NADH dehydrogenase
Exons: 2
Coding region: 343-1800 (485 amino acids)
Molecular function (GO): NADH dehydrogenase activity
Source: RefSeq, a predicted model, not a curated record